GAGAGAGACACAGACAGAAAGACAGAAAGGCAUAAGCACAGAGAGGCAAGGAGAAAUAUGGCCACAGAGUUACAGAAAGGAAGCAACCUCCAAAGAUGAAGAGAGACAGACCCAGAAGGAUGCAGGCGAGAGGAGAAACAGAGAGAAGAGGGGCUUGGAGAGGUGACAGAGGCAGGCGGGCAGGCGCACACACCCCACCCCCAGGGCAGUAAGGCAGGGCGAGGAGGCCCAGUCAUCCGGGCCACCCGCACCUGCCUUCCUCCUGAUGCUCUGACCCAAUCUGCCUCUGACCCAAACCGCCGCAGCUGCCACCGCCGCCGCCACCAGCCGGCACCCAGAGCCCCAGUCCCAGAGCCUAAGAACCUGGGGCCUGCCCUUCCCCUCUCCAGGCCAUGAUGAUUCUUCAGUUAAUCAUGCUUGCUCUGGUGACAGGGCAUGUAGGGGGAGAGACCAGGAUCAUCAAGGGGUACCAGUGCUCUCCUCAUUCCCAGCCCUGGCAGGUGGCUCUGUUCCAGAAGACGCGACUGCUCUGUGGGGCAACCCUCAUCGCUCCCAAAUGGCUCCUGACAGCAGCUCACUGCCGCAAGCCCCGAUAUGUAGUUCAUCUGGGGGAACACAACCUCCAGCGGCGGGAUGGCUGUGAGCAGACCCGAACGGCCACCGAGUCCUUCCCCCACCCAGACUUCAACAACAGCCUCCCCAACAAAGACCACCGCAAUGACAUCAUGCUGGUGAAGAUGGCAACUGCAGCCUUCAUCACUAGGGCCGUGCGACCACUCACCCUGUCAUCGCGCUGUGUCACUGCGGGCACCCGCUGCCUCAUUUCUGGCUGGGGCACCACGUCCAGCCCCCAGUUGCACUUACCCCAUACGUUAAGAUGCGCCAACAUCACCAUCAUUAAGCACGAGGAGUGUGAGAAGGCCUACCCCGGCAACAUCACAGACACCAUGGUGUGUGCCAGUGUUCGGGAAGAGGGCAAGGACUCCUGCCAGGGUGACUCUGGGGGCCCUCUGGUGUGUGACGGGUCUCUUCAAGGCAUUAUCUCCUGGGGCCAGGAUCCAUGUGCUGUCACCAGAAAGCCUGGUGUCUAUACAAAGGUCUGCAAAUAUGUAGACUGGAUCCAGAAGACUAUGGAUAAUAACUAGCCAGGACCAGCCCAACACCCCUGAUCUCUACUUGGCGAUGUGGCUCUUACUCAUUCUGUUAAUAGUCAAGCCUGAGCGAGGACAUUUUUAUGUAUUUUCUUUUCAGCUUCCUGAACUAUGAAAGAGGCUGUGGCUUAAUAAUCUGCUUGGGGUUUGGAAUCAGUGAGGCCCGGGUUCAAAUCUUGUCUUGUAUUAAUUUGUGAUCUGGAAGAGAUAAUAGUUGUUUCAUUCACUGUUGUGUCCUUGAGCCCCAAAGAC
Messenger RNA from Neogale vison (American mink), 1403 nucleotides. RefSeq names its product kallikrein-11. The transcript has 6 exons. Gene Ontology annotation, biological process: proteolysis. The coding region runs from base 393 to 1145 and encodes 250 amino acids. Gene Ontology annotation, molecular function: serine-type endopeptidase activity. The record is from RefSeq and is a predicted model, not a curated record. Lineage: Eukaryota; Metazoa; Chordata; Mammalia; Carnivora; Mustelidae.